ACUGAAAUUAUUUAGUUAAAAAUAAUAUGUAUUUAUAAUUUCAUUUAAUUCGUGCAAUUUGAAAGUUGCGCGCUGUAUGUUAGUUCAUUUUUAAAUUUGCGAUCAGAAGCGGACUGGUCGAGAACAUCGGGGAAAUUGGGAAAAAUCCUUGUGGACCGGUACGGAUUUGGUGGCACUCUAUCUAAAAUUUAAUUAAUGAACCAAAAAUGGAGGGCCAGUCGUGUUGGUAAUAUCCCGGCAAAACUGUCUAUGAGCGAACGAGAUAUGAUGAAAAUUUGUUGCUUGUUGUGAAGCACACGUUUAAGUGCGUGCAUCCCGAAUUAUUUAAAAAAUCGGUGGACGAGGAAUAUCGAAAAAAUGUCAUCGAAAUGAAAAUUUGCAAAAUUGUUUAUGUUAUAACAAUUAUAUGGCAAAUAACGUGGACCAUUUGCAACUCUUUUCAAUAGCAUAUGACGAAAAAAACAGGGAAAGAUGCAUAAAUGAAUCACGAAAAAUAGUACGUCUAUAUAUAUGUAUAUAUGUAUGUAUGUAUAUUACAUAUUAGUGGGUAUAUAAAAGGAAUAGAUACAAAAGAGACGUGAAAAUAGUAAAAAAUGAAUAUUCUGUAUGAUGGCCGGGUGAUAAAUGGCGAAUGUCGUCCCUGAACCACAGUGCGCGUCUACGAUGCGCAAAGGUACUACGGCGUCGGGAGUCAGUCAACCCGGUGACGUCUCACAAUGUGUGUCGUAUGGUGAAUUUGUUGUGCCGGUAUUUAUAAAACUGAAACGAAAUAAUAGAUUUACAUACUUAGUCAAAUGAUAAAUUGGUGUAAUCGCGGUAGUAAUUUGAAGAACGAAUCGAAUCGAAAUUUGAGUGGACUUGGUUGAAAAGAAGUAAGAUAUACAGGAGUUGCGUUGGGCGUCUCUUGCAAACUGGAUCAGUGAAAAAUGUAAAGUCGGUACUUUUAUGGAUCGCAUGUGAUGUACGUGCGAUCGAUGGACGAAGGAUAAUCGAAAGAAAGAGAAGAUACGAAAUGAUUUCCCCGAACGAAUGUGAUUCACUUUGAAAGAAGAGGGUACACCGUUCUGGUGGUGUAUCAUUGUAACGAAUGAAUCGAGAAGCCGCCAUCGAAAUAAAAUUUCUAUUUUUCCGGAGUGAAAAAGCGGUACAUUGCCGCGCGUCAUUAUUUUCGUUGGACGAAGGAGCAUAAUAUCGUCGUAGGCGUGGAAAGAAAGAUAUGUUGCAGGAGAGAGAUCAUAGGAAAUACAAGAAAGCGUAGCGGGAACGUUCGAAAGAAUUGCGAAAGAAGAAAGAGCGUGAUCGAAAUAGAGAAGAAGCUGAGAGUGCAGAGAUUGGAAGAGAGUCAGCAAACGGUUGGUGGAGGUCAGCGAGAAGUAAGUACUCGUACUUAGAAGGCGCGCGCGCGACGAGUCUUUUUCUCGUCGUGAAGAUUCGCGAGGACUCGCGAGGAUGGAGGACGAGCUACGAUGCCCUUGUUGCAAAGAAUUAUUCGUCGAGCCGGUACUUUUACCCUGUUGGCAUGCUCUUUGUCUGGCGUGCGCGGUUAAUCUGCAAGCACCCCCGGAUUCUCCCCCGGAAUCGACAACCGAUUCAUCGAACGCGCCAGGAUCCGAUCAGGAAGCCGAUAAACUCUCGAUUCUUUCCGAGACGGAUUCCGGAGUGGUGUGCAGCAGCACGUCGACCAGCUCGCGACCAGGAAGCUAUGUUGGCACACCCGGAAACGGAGGCUUUCCACCGUCAGGAGGCACUUUGUGUCUCUCCUGUCCCGUUUGUCAAAAAACCGUUUACUUUGACGAAGGAGGGGCUCACAAUUUGCCCAAGUACAGGGCGAUGCAACAUAUCGUAGAGAAAUAUCAAGAAUCGAGAAACACGAGACUGCAAUGUCAAAUGUGCGAAGCCGAACCUCGGGACGCAACUGUCGCUUGCGAGCAAUGCGAGGUGUUGUAUUGCGACGGAUGCAGAGAAUCAUGUCAUCCGAAAAGGGGACCUUUGGCAACGCACAAUCUGGGCCCGCCUCGGGGCAGCUGGCAAUCGAACGGUGGAGGUAAAGGUGCUCGCGGCCCUGCCAUGGAAACUACACCACUAUGUACCGAUCAUAACGGCGAAACGUUGACGCUUUACUGCGCUCUUUGCAAGAUCGCAAUAUGCGCUCUUUGUCUUCGAGAUCGUCACGCAGCCCAUCCCCACGAUGUACUGCCGUUAGCCGCAGCCUGCAAGGCUCAAAAGACGGAGCUCUCGCAAAAUUUGCAACAACUAUCGGAGAGAGCCCGCUCGACUACGGAAUUCAUUCAGAGGCUCAAGGGAAUGACGGACAAAGUGCACGAGGAGUGCGUCACGUUGGAGGAAGAGGUGGAGGAUAGGGUGGCGAAUUUGGUGAGUCUUUUACAGGCGAGAAAAUCUCGAUUGAUCGAAGCGGCGCGGCAAACCCGUGAGGCGAGAGUGCGUUCUUUGCGGGAUCAAGUGGCCAGAUGCGCGUCUCACCUACAGGCAACCACCGCGCUUCUCACCUUCUGCAUCGAAGCCUUAAAAGAAAACGAUAGCGCGGCUUUCCUGCAAAUCGGUGGAAUGCUCUCGGUCAGAGCUGCUACCGCUGCUGGCUCUUGGGGUGGCGCCGAGGGAGUCCAAGAAAUCGCUCGACUGCCGUUGCUCGAUCUUACUCUGGAUGACAAACCGUUGCGUCGCGCUAUCGAUCAACUUACCUUUGUUCAGUUGAAACCAUCGGAAGGAGAAGAACGAUUCCCGAUUGCAGCCCCUGGAGCCCCGAUAUUGAUACCGGAAGAAUGCAGCGCGGAAAACAACAGCGUGACAGUCGCUUGGCAACCUCCACCUGGACACGGAAUCGUAGGGUGCGCCGGUCAACGAGGUCCUGCGAUCGAGGGGUACCUAUUGGAACUGGACGAUGGGUGCGGCGGCGAGUUCAGGGAAGUAUAUUGUGGCCGAGAGACGAUUUGCACCGUGGACGGAUUGCAUUUUAAUUCUCUGUACAACGCCAGAGUGAGGGCAUUCAAUAGCGCCGGGGAAGGCGAAUAUUCGGAGUUGAUCGGUCUUCAGACAGCCGAGGUGGCGUGGUUCUCGUGGGCGACUGGGGCAUCCGGUAUACCACAGGAGGUAUCAAUUUCCGAGGAUGCGAUGAGCGCGUCCUGCGAAGGGUACGAGCAUCGAGUCGUCCUCUCGAGCGUCGGAUUUUCACGGGGCGUCCAUUAUUGGGAGCUGACGAUCGAUCGUUAUCACAGCGACACCGAUCCGGCGUUCGGUAUAGCCAGAGCCGAAGUAUCGCGAGAUCGAAUGCUCGGCAAGGACGAUAAAGGUUGGAGCAUGUACAUAGAUCGGCAGCGUUCUUGGUUCAUGCACGGCGGGGGACACGCGCAAAGAACCGAAGGUGGCGUGCAACAAGGCUCGACGGUGGGCGUUCUCUUGGAUCUGGACACGACGCAUACGCUUCGUUUCUUCGUCAACGACCAGCCGCAAGGGGGAAUCGCGUUUCGCGAUCUGUACGGCGUGUUUUAUCCAGCUGUCAGCUUGAAUCGUGGGGUGACCGUCACUUUGCACACAGCCUUAGACGUGCCUCGUCACCUGUUGGCGUUGCACGAGGAAUACAUGACGGAUGCGAUUCAGAGCUAGGGGUACCUAAGUGUCCUGAAGAAGGGCCUCUUGCAGGAAGUCGGCUCGCUCGGUUCCGCUUCGGCUCCGACCGACAAAUCGUCCAGGGAAUUCAACGGUCAGCUCGAGAAGAUCGUCGAGGAGUGCCUCGGUGAGACCAACUGAUGUACGACCGGUUAACGAUGAUUUUUCAAAUUUAAGUCUAUUUUUUAUUCUGCAGAUAUCGAGCAAUGACUCGAUAUUUUAUUCCGUAUUCGAAAAUGUACUUUGUCGGUUCUUUUGGAGAUCACCGUGUUAGUUUUUGUCUUUACGUUCGUAAAUGGUUCGUGGCCUCUCGUAAAGUACACGCGAGGUAACCAACGUGUGACUGGUUGCCCGUCCAUCCAUCGUUCACGUUCGGCGAUAUCGUUUCGAUGAAACGAUGUAUCUUUUAACGAAAUUUUGCCAACCUUUCUCGGCAAAUAAACGGAAUUUUAUAAAGGGGAAGUAUGUCUGGACGACAUCGAAUCGAACUAUCCAUUUAUUCUAUUCUGCAAACGGCGAUUCUUACGACGCGCGGAAUUUUCUCGAGUUUUCAUGCAAAAUCACUGCCAGUAUCAAGAUUUAUCGAAUCGAAGACUGCCAUUCUCGAUAAGUAGGUAAGCCGAAAUGUUUUCCGUCUAACGAUCAUCAGCGCGGUCGUAUUCUUAUCCAUAUCGAUACGUAUAAGUGUAGUAGUCGCGUAGGCGUAAGAUAAACUCUAUUGAUAUUUAGUAAGAUGCAUUGCGAGAAAUAAAAAGAAGGAAGGAACGUACAGAGGAAAAAAAGAACGCGAACAAGUAAAUACGCUACGAAGAAACAAGCACGCAUGCACAUAAACUCGUAAGCUUUAACGAAAAGUAACGAGUCGAGUAAACGUUUUCUAGUCCCCGAUAGAAGUUUCCGUCUACCCUUCUCCGUGUUCGGUUUUGUCGCGCCCAUCUUUCGAAUUACUUGCUUUAAUCGCGCUAUUUUUCGUCACUUUUCGUGUUGUUGUUUUUCUUCUCCCCUUUUCCGUUCACAUACUAUUUUUUACCUAGAAAUAUGCGAGCGACCAUUUCUCAGCUUCGUUCGAAGCGAAAACUGCGAGUAUUCGACAACUUAAGCUUAUUUAAAAUAAAUGUUGCAGCGCACACUCGUGAAACUGUCCCUCCCGUCAGCGAGAGGGAUCAAGAUCGGCGUUGUACAUAUCUGUAUAUACAUAUUUCGAUUGUAUUUCCGAUAAAUUUGCCAACUGUAUUUACAAUCCUAUCAAUAAAACACACCAAAAACUAA
Molecule: messenger RNA, 4893 nt
Organism: Bombus terrestris (buff-tailed bumblebee)
Lineage: Eukaryota; Metazoa; Arthropoda; Insecta; Hymenoptera; Apidae
Gene: Trim9
Product: E3 ubiquitin-protein ligase TRIM9
Exons: 11
Coding region: 1450-3621 (723 amino acids)
Molecular function (GO): zinc ion binding; protein binding
Source: RefSeq, a predicted model, not a curated record